Molecule: messenger RNA, 669 nt
Organism: Hippopotamus amphibius kiboko
Lineage: Eukaryota; Metazoa; Chordata; Mammalia; Artiodactyla; Hippopotamidae
Product: low affinity immunoglobulin gamma Fc region receptor II-like
Exons: 5
Coding region: 16-669 (217 amino acids)
Biological process (GO): cell surface receptor signaling pathway
Molecular function (GO): transmembrane signaling receptor activity
Source: RefSeq, a predicted model, not a curated record
GGCUCGCUCCAGGUGAUGGGGGUCCCCUCAUUCCUAGCCCUCCCUGCUGCCAGGAGUGACCGAGCUGACUGUACACCCUGCCAUCUUUUGGGCCACACAUUACUGUGGACAGCUCUGCUAUUCCUGGCUCCUGUUGCUGGGAAACCUGCAGAUCUCCCGAAGGCUGUGCUGACCAUUCAGCCUGCGUGGGUCAGUGUGCUCAAGGAGGAUUACGUGACGCUGAUGUGUCAGGGGACCAACUUCUAUGAAAGCAACCACACCCAGUGGUUCCAUAAUGGGACCUUCAUUGCGAACCAGAACCAGCCCAGCUACAGCUUCAAGGCCGGCAGCAAGGACAGCGGGGACUACAGGUGCCAGAAAGAGCAGACCAGCCUCAGCGACCCUGUGCAUCUGGAUGUGAUUUCUGACUGGCUGCUGCUGCAGACCCCCAGCCUGGUGUUCCAGGAAGGCGAGACCAUCGUGCUGAGGUGCCACAGCUGGAGAAACAUCCCUCUGAAUAAGGUCACAUUCUUCCAGAAUGGAAAAUCCAAGAAGUUUUCCUACAUGAGUUCCAACUUCUCUAUCCCACAAGCAAACCUCAGUCACAGUGGCGAGUACCACUGCACAGGAUUUAUGGGGAAGACCCGGCACUCAUCGCAGCAUGUGACCAUCACUGUCCGAGGUGUCUAA